AAAAUGGACAACUAAAAUGGGAAGUUCUCCAUCACCUCUUACACUCUUGCUCACACGCAGAUAAAAACAUGCGAAGCCUAGUGGGCGCAUCGCAACUCUUGAACCGAUCCUCUACUCUUUUCCUCUUUCGAGGCCCUAAGUCUCAUUCUCAAUAUCUCCAUUUUGGCAAAACAUCAUCUUCUCUUCGAGGCUUGGCCACUAUGGCUGCUGCUGCUGCUGAGGAAUUUGUCAAGGGAAAUGUUCAUCCAAAUGGCGUUGCUGUGAUAACUCUUGAUCGCCCCAAGGCUCUCAAUGCUAUGAACCUAGAUAUGGAUAUAAGAUACAAAAAAUUUCUUGAUGAAUGGGAAAUGGACCCAAUGGUCAAAUGUGUUUUGGUUGAGGGCAGCUCGUCUCGUGCCUUUUCAGCAGGAAUGGAUAUUAAGGGGGUUGUUGCUGAAAUUCAAAAGGACAAAACUACACCUCUUGUGCAGAAGGUAUUCACAGCAGAAUAUUCCCUAAUAUGCAAAAUUUCUGAGUACAAAAAACCAUAUAUAAGCCUCAUGGAUGGCAUUACAAUGGGUUUUGGAAUUGGACUGUCUGGUCAUGGUCGCUACCGGAUUGUCACAGAGAGAACUCUUCUUGCCAUGCCAGAAAAUGGAAUUGGCUUGUUUCCAGAUGUUGGAUUUGCUUACAUAGCAGCACAGAGUCCAGGAGAAGGAUCAGUUGGUGCUUAUCUUGGAAUGACUGGAAAAAGGAUUUCUACAUCAGCAGAUGCACUAUAUGUAGGUCUUGGAACACACUAUGUGCCAUCUGGGAACUUGAGUUCACUGAAAGAGGCCCUUCUGACAACCAGCUUUUCAGAGGAUCCACAUCAGGACAUCAGAGAGCUGUUGGUGAAAUACAGCCAUGACCCUGAGUCUGAGGCCCAGUUAAAGUUGCUUUUGCCUCAGAUUGUUUCAACCUUCAGUGCAGAUAAGUCAGUUAAUGAGAUUAUAGAAGAGCUGAAAAAGCAUCAGCUUAGCACUGAUGCUAUAGUGUCAGAGUGGGCUAAGGAAGCCCUUUUAGGUCUUGGAAAGGGGGCUCCUUUUUCUCUUUGUUUAACACAAAAGCAUUUCUCCAGAGUUGCUUUGGCACGUGGAAAAAAUGACAGUGAUUUGUGCAGUUUAAGCGGCGUGAUGAAAACUGAAUAUCGCAUUGCUUUGAGGUCUUCUCUUCGGAAUGAUUUUGCUGAAGGGGUCCGGGCAGUCUUAGUGGACAAGGAUCAGAAGCCAAAGUGGAACCCCUCAAGCUUGGAGGAAGUGGAUCUAAAUGAAGUGGAAGCUGUCUUUGAACCAUUAAGCCAGGGAACGGAGGAAUUGAGAGUUUGAGUUGUGUUGGUCAUCCUUUGCGCUUUGAAUAUCACAGACGUUAUUAGUGCUAUUGAAAUAUGUCAUAAACCUGUACAAAAAUAAACUAAUUUGACAAAGGGCAUGCUCCAUUACGUUGUGGUGCUACAUCAAAUUUCUUUUGGUCUUUUCUCAAAGGUGGCGGAUAACUUUGUUAAAAUAAAAGGAAAAACAUCAGCUAAUUUGGCAGAAA
Messenger RNA from Vitis vinifera (wine grape), 1557 nucleotides. RefSeq names its product 3-hydroxyisobutyryl-CoA hydrolase-like protein 3, mitochondrial. The transcript is spliced from 10 exons. Lineage: Eukaryota; Viridiplantae; Streptophyta; Magnoliopsida; Vitales; Vitaceae. Gene Ontology annotation, molecular function: 3-hydroxyisobutyryl-CoA hydrolase activity. The coding region runs from base 69 to 1346 and encodes 425 amino acids. Gene Ontology annotation, biological process: L-valine catabolic process. The record is from RefSeq and is a predicted model, not a curated record. Gene Ontology annotation, cellular component: cytosol.